GGCCCCUGGCUCGUGUAGAGGGGUACGUUAGCACUUCGUUCACCUUGUUAGCCCGUCAUGCCCGAUCCCGAGCCUGGAAACUCGCGCCCCGGAGCACGACUUCGAACUUUCAGGAUUCAACACCAGAACCCCGCGCAUUGCAGUCGACGGUAGUCCACCGACUACUCGGGCUUGCGAGCGCCAUGUCCACUGCGGAAACGGCGGGGGCGACGACCGCCGUCGCCCCCGAAAAUGGAGCCACAUCUCAGCCAACACCGGCGCCGUUGAGCGAAGAAACUAGGGCGCAAGUGCAGGAAGUCCUGAGCUCAGAGAUUGGCAUCUCGGUGAUGCUCAACCGCCUCAAACAGAGUAUCGCCUCGGCAAAGGAGUUUGCGCAAUUCCUCAAGAAGCGGGCGACCCUCGAAGACGAACAUGCGAACUCACUCAAGAAGCUAUGCCGGUUGUCUCAGGACAACAUGCAGCGGGGCGAGCACCGGGGCGGUACCUUCGGCAAGGCGUACGAAGAGAUGAUGGCGGUCCACGAGCGCAUGGCGGAGAACGGGAUACAGUUCGCCAUGUCACUGCAAUCGAUGGCCGAGGACCUGACCGAGCUCGCCCUCAUGGCCGAUAAGUCCAGGAAGGGAUGGAAACAGAGCGGCCUGGCCGCUGAGCAACGCGUCGCCGAGCUCGAGGCCGCGAUGCGCAAGUCCAAGUUGAAAUACGACGGCCUGGCGGAGGAGUACGACCGGGUCCGUACCGGAGAUACGGCUGGCCGCCAGGGCGGAAAGAUGUUCGGCUUCAAGGCGCACAAGUCGGGUGCUGGGCACGAGGAAGAUCUGCUUCGGAAGGCUCAGGCGGCCGACCAAGACUAUCAAGGCAAGGUCCAGGUCGCAUCGGCGGAGAGGAACGAGCUGGAGACCAAGACCAGGCCGGAAACCGUGCAGGCGCUCCAGGAUAUUGUGAGGGAAUGCGACUCGGGGUUGGCGUUACAGAUGCAAAAGUUUGCGUCCUUCAACGAGAAGCUGGUGCUCAGCAACGGUCUCUGCAUUAGCCCUCUCAAGCAAUCGCCCGACGCGCGGAGCUUACGCGAGAGUGUCCUCGCCAUUGACAAUGACAAGGACCUGAACGACUAUCUGAGCAGCCAGCACUCCAAGAUGCCGCCCAGGACAGGCCCGCCCAAAUAUGAGCGUAACCAACUCCUCGACUCCGCAAAUCGAGCCACGAUUCCGGCCGCACCGGCCGGCAGCCAUAACCCGUCACAGCAGCAAACUUCGAAUGCCGUGCAGCCACCGCCGUCCGGCAUCUUUCAGGGCGCUCGAUCAAGCACCUUUUCUGACGCGGCUGUUCCUUCGACAAACCAGGGGCCCAUGGGCCACAGCUAUAACCAGAGCAUGGGCUCCCUGCCAUUGCUCGGUGGCCCGCCGCCACCCUCUCAGCCGCAGCACGAGAGAAGUUACAGUCACGGAAGCACCAUCAACCAGAGCAACGGUCCCGGAAGCCAGCAGUACCGCGGCCCUGGCGCGCAAUCACACCAAACUCAGCCUUCCUCCUCAAGGUUCGAUGGCUCCUUUGGCUCCGUCACCUCCCAGGGACCGCCGCAACUGGGGGCGUUAUCUUUCCAAACCCCCUCUUCUCAGCCAUCACAGCAGCCCUCUUACGUACCACUGCCGUCGCAGCAAGGCAGCUCAGCCGCGAGCACGUCUCAGCAGACUUCUGCGAUGGUGCCUGCCCAGGCGCACUUGCAAUCUCCGCCGCUAACUCCGCACGUUCCUCCGGCCCGCCCCGUAUUCGGAGUCAACCUCUCCACGCUCUACGAGAGAGAUGGGCUGGCCGUGCCAAUGGUCGUCUACCAAUGCAUUCAGGCAGUCGAUCUCUUCGGCUUGAAUGUCGAGGGCAUCUACCGCUUAUCCGGCUCGAUGCCGCACGUUAACAAGCUGAAGAAUCUCUUCGACACAGAUUCGACUUCUGCCAAUCUCGACUUCCGCAAUCCCGAAAACUUCUUCCACGAUGUCAACAGCGUCGCCGGCCUGCUCAAGCAGUUUUUCCGUGACCUGCCCGACCCUCUGUUGACGAGGGAAAGCUACUUUGCUUUUAUCGAAGCAGCUCAACAUGAAGACGACAUCGUCCGGCGCGAUUCCCUCCACGCCAUCAUCAACAAUCUUCCCGACCCCAACUACGCCACCCUGCGGGCCCUGACGCUGCACCUGCACCGUGUCAUGGAGAACGCGUCAACCAACCGGAUGAGCUCGCAGAAUCUGGCCAUCGUGUUUGGCCCCACGCUCAUGGGCACCGCGCCCGGGUCCAGCAUGUCAGAUGCCGGCUGGCAGGUGAGAGUGGUGGAUACCAUCUUACAGAACACGUUCCAGAUCUUCGAUGAUGAUGAUUGAUUGGCCCAAGUUCCAAAGGAGGAGACAUAUUGUUGGGUAGCGGCUAGUCUGUAACAUGAUGACCUGGUUCAAGAGACAUGCCGACGAGCCAGAGGGUGUGGGUUACCUAGUCAGGAGCGGGCGGCGGGUUGAAGCUUUCCGUUGGGAACAUACAAGGCUUUGGCAGGUAUUGCGUGCAAUCAUCAUUUGUU
Thermothelomyces thermophilus ATCC 42464 is the source of this 2557-nucleotide messenger RNA. RefSeq lists its product as uncharacterized. The transcript has 7 exons. Gene Ontology annotation, biological process: signal transduction; regulation of GTPase activity. The record is from RefSeq and is a predicted model, not a curated record. Gene Ontology annotation, cellular component: cytoplasm. NCBI's taxonomy places the organism in Eukaryota, Fungi, Ascomycota, Sordariomycetes, Sordariales, Chaetomiaceae. Bases 183 to 2366 code for a protein of 727 amino acids.